AUGCUUACCAAUUGCGCCCAGUAGGACUUUUCUUCUGCUUAAACAGGAAAGAUUUGCAUUGCUGUUGCUUCCAGACAACUUGCUAAUUUGAGCAUUUCUCCGGAUUUUGCUUUUGCACAGAGUUUCCAGAAAAGAAGGUGCAACUCAAAUUAAUUUUGAAAUGUAUGUUGGAAAUCCGUCUGUUCUCCUGCUGACGAUUCUUAGCUGUGCCAGCCUAGGUCAGCUUUGCCUGAUACGCUCGAUCAUUAACAUUCUGGAAGGAGAAUAUUUUUCACAUUGCUGUCCCGGGGUGGAACAAGAUAGAGGCUAUGCUGUACACUGGUAUAAGGAAAGAGGAGGAGAUUGGACAUUAAUUCAAGAAGACAACAGAACUAAGUUGAGCGGGACUUACUUGGAAUUUUGGCCAGCUGUGCUGAAUGACACUGGAAACUAUGAGUGUCAUGCCAGCAAUGGAACACACGUUACCCAUAAGAACUGGUCUUUGAUUGUCCUCCAAAGAAGUAGAACAAGUUGCUUCAAUGCCAACCACGUGUCAUCUGCUAUACAUGGAAUUCUUGGAACAGUCUAUCACCUGAAAUGCAAUGAUAAAUACCACAAGGCAAAUGUUGCCAAGAUAACAUGGUACAAGGACUGCAGGAAGCUCCCUCAAACAAAGGAAGAGUGGUCUAUCGAUAACCUAACAACGGGAGAUUCUGGAAACUUCACAUGUGUGAAGUCAUUUGUUCAUGCAGGAAAGAGAUACAAUGCCACCAGUACUAUAGGACUAACAGUGAAAGAAGGUCUUGAGGAAAUCACAAAGCCUGGGCUAAUUGGACCCGGAGGUUAUACCAUCCUAACAGAAAUAGGUAAAAAGGAAAUCCUCAACUGCACAGCUUUUUUAGGUUACUCUAACACUGUAGUUGGAGACUUUCUGCUUUACUGGGCACACCAAGAUGACAUGAUAGGUCGCUGUGAGGACAACGACUUGCCAUGUGAAAUGGAAUACCAUUAUCAAGAAGAAGGGAAAAACUAUUCUUUAAAGCAGUUGUGGAUCAAGAGCGUUAAAGAGGCGGACAUCAAUUUUUCAUACACCUGCAAUUUUGUAGCAGCUGGUUACUCUGAAAGGCAAAUAGUUACACUGCAGAAAGAAACGAAUCGAGACUUACCCUUGCGUGUCUUUACCCCUGGAAUUAUCGCAGUGAUGUUGCUUUCCCUUGUUUCUGUCCUUGUGGUCGUUCUGUCUGUGAUAUUCAAAGUUGACCUUGUUUUAUUGUACAGAGAUGUCACCGGGAAGGAUGAAACGAUUGGAGAUGGAAAAAUAUAUGAUGCAUUUGUGUCUUACCUGAAAGACUGUAUACCCAUAUGUGAUGAAGAGAGAAAAUUUGCACUGAACAUAUUGCCCACAAUAUUAGAAAAACAUUUUGGAUACAAACUGUGUAUCUUUGAACGGGAUAUCUCUCCUGGAGGAGCUGCUGUCGAUGAUGUCCAGUCAUAUAUUGACAGAAGUAGAAGAUUAAUCAUUAUACUGAGUAAGAACUACGUCUCUGACAAAGUCAUGUUUGAACUUGAAACCGGGCUCCACAAGGCCUUGGUUGAAAAGAACAUUAAAGUGAUACUAAUAGAAUAUAUGCCUAUACGUGACUUUGAUUUCUUGCCCAAGUCUUUGAAACUUCUUUCACCGAGCCACGUGGUGAAAUGGAAAGAAGAGAAGUCACUCCCUUUAAAUUCCAGGUUUUGGAAGAAGCUGCGUUAUGCAAUGCCUGCUAAGCCCUCUUCAAUGAAGGAACCGUCUAUUUUGUGAGAUGUAAAUUCCAGGACAGAGCAUGACCAGUUCAGUCACCCCUGAUGGGCUUCACUCAGGUUUCAUCUCAGAAAGGCGACUAGCUUCAUAUCAGAGUCCCUUUAGAACAAGAUGUUGCUACAGGCUGUUGACUGUUUGCAAUUAGAGUGGCUCUAUUUGGGAAGAUUUGUGUCUAAUCUCCCCAAAAACAAAAUGUGUCAGAAAAUAUAGGGUGUGAUCUUUAAGUAGAUUCAGCACUCUCUGGAAGGCAACUCAACAUAGGACUCAAUAGAGAAUAUUUUGUCUCCUUAUAUGGACAGGUGUCAUUCAUAGGUUUGCUGCCUUCAGUAUUGCAGACCCUGUCCUGUGGAACUCCUUGCCAAGAGAGGAUCAGCAGGAAACGCUCCUGCCUUCUUUUAUACAUCUCCUAAAAUUGUAAUAUUCAGGCAAGCCUUUGCAAUGUGAAAUUAU
Molecule: messenger RNA, 2230 nt
Organism: Lacerta agilis (Sand lizard)
Lineage: Eukaryota; Metazoa; Chordata; Lepidosauria; Squamata; Lacertidae
Gene: IL18R1
Product: interleukin 18 receptor 1
Exons: 11
Coding region: 161-1780 (539 amino acids)
Biological process (GO): positive regulation of type II interferon production; interleukin-18-mediated signaling pathway
Molecular function (GO): interleukin-18 receptor activity; interleukin-18 binding; interleukin-1 receptor activity
Source: RefSeq, a predicted model, not a curated record